CUCCAGACCGACGGGUGGCGCUACCGGACACAUUUACCAAAACAUUACCGACGAGAUCUUAGUCGUGUACAGAAGAAAUAACACACUUCUGUGGAUGUUUUCUUCCUGGACUGUUUGCGACGUUAUAGAUAGAAAGCAUAAUUGAAAGAGAGCAACCCUGUACGGUAGUUUUAUUGUAACGUAUUCAGUGUAGUUAGCCCGUUUUGUCAGAUUGUGUCUAGACGCGUGUCUCUGGAACUAUGUAGCUCGUGAGCCGACUGGGAAGGAAAUCACCACGGGCGUCAGAACGGGGAAAUAAUAAGAGUUUCAUUUAGUACAAUUCUAGGCGUUUUUAUUUAGACAUCAUGCACAGAAGAGGAGUCGGAGCUGGAGCGAUCGCCAAAAAGAAACUCGCGGAGGCCAAGUAUAAAGAAAGAGGCACCGUCCUCGCCGAGGAUCAAAUCGCACAGAUGUCAAAACAACUGGAAACCUUUAAGACCCAUUUGGAAGAGUUUGCCAGCAAACACAAACAAGAAAUCCGCAAGAGCUCACAGUUCAGGGUGCAGUUCCAGGAGAUGUGUGCCACUAUAGGGGUUGAUCCACUGGCAUCUGGAAAAGGAUUUUGGUCCGAGAUGCUCGGAGUUGGAGAUUUCUACUAUGAGCUUGGCGUACAGAUCAUUGAAGUCUGUUUAGCUCUAAAACACAGAAAUGGUGGUCUCAUCACACUUGAUGAACUUCACCACCGUGUCUUGAAAGGAAGAGGGAAGUUUGCUCAAGAUGUGAGCCAGGAUGACUUGGUGCGGGCCAUCAAGAAACUCAAGGCUAUGGGAAAUGGCUUCGGGAUGAUUCCCGUUGGAGGCUCUUAUCUAGUGCAGUCGGUCCCAGCAGAGCUCAACAUGGAUCACACCGUUGUCCUUCAGCUAGCAGAGAAAAAGGGCUACGUGACGGUGAGCGAGAUCAAAGACGGCCUCAAGUGGGAGAGAGAGCGGGCCUGUCACGUCCUUGAUCACCUGCUGAAAGAAGGCUUAGCGUGGCUGGACUCCCAAGCUGCAGGGGAGCCACAGUACUGGCUUCCUGCUCUGUUCUCGGAGCUGUUAUCACGAGACGUUACGCCCGAGGAGGCCAACCAAAUGACUCCUUGAGAAGAAGACAUUAUUUUGUAAAUACAUUAUCAGGGCGGAUAGAGGCGAAUGUCCAGCUGUUUUGACAGGAAAAACAGUCAAAAUGGAAAAUAAAAACAUCUAUUUAGUCACA
Molecule: messenger RNA, 1233 nt
Organism: Puntigrus tetrazona (Sumatra barb)
Lineage: Eukaryota; Metazoa; Chordata; Actinopteri; Cypriniformes; Cyprinidae
Gene: snf8
Product: SNF8 subunit of ESCRT-II
Exons: 8
Coding region: 345-1121 (258 amino acids)
Biological process (GO): protein transport to vacuole involved in ubiquitin-dependent protein catabolic process via the multivesicular body sorting pathway
Cellular component (GO): ESCRT II complex
Source: RefSeq, a predicted model, not a curated record